This is a messenger RNA of Sabethes cyaneus, 627 nucleotides long. RefSeq names its product 28S ribosomal protein S24, mitochondrial (gene mRpS24). Gene Ontology annotation, cellular component: mitochondrion. Gene Ontology annotation, biological process: translation. The coding region runs from base 10 to 573 and encodes 187 amino acids. NCBI's taxonomy places the organism in Eukaryota, Metazoa, Arthropoda, Insecta, Diptera, Culicidae. The record is from RefSeq and is a predicted model, not a curated record. The transcript is spliced from 3 exons.
CUAAUAUGAAUGACAGACUUUUUUUAUCUGUGCGCUUUCUUAGCGAUUCAUAACAUUCUCGGUCGCAAAUUAAUCCAGCAAAUUACCAAAAUGUUACAAAACAUCCGCUUGUGUCCAAUUGCGACGAUACUCAAAAGAACGAUUCACACAACAGCGGCAUGCAGCAAAUCCCAAUCCGGUCGAUACAAGAUCACACCGAAAGGUGACCGUCCGCUUACGUACGAAAUGGCCAAUCCGCCUCACCAAAUAGCUCAUCGGAAAGCGUGGAACUCCUGGAACACAUCCAACCUCGAAGGAGAACUGCGACCCUCGCAAACCAUGCUGGAGGAUGAGUUCAUCCGUCGGUUCAUGACCGGUACCUGGCACGGGAUGGUACUGUCGGAAGUGAUCAUCAAACGGCAGCACAAUCACAUCCGGAUAGCAGCCAUCAUGCGGCGUGCUAUUACCCCGCGGAAGAUGUACUUCUUGAUCGGCUACUGCGAGGAACUGCUCGCCUACUGGCUGCAGUGCCCGGUGACGCUCGAGCUGCAAACCACAGAAGAUAGGAAGGACGUAAUCUUCAAGUACAUCUAGAAAGGCGUGUUUCCCAAGUUGAGUAAAAAGUAAAAUGUUAAUAAACGGUAAUGA